Ascochyta rabiei is the source of this 3915-nucleotide messenger RNA. Its product is annotated as condensin complex non-SMC subunit Cnd1. Gene Ontology annotation, molecular function: histone binding. The record is from RefSeq and is a predicted model, not a curated record. Gene Ontology annotation, cellular component: nucleus; condensed chromosome, centromeric region. Bases 1 to 3915 code for a protein of 1304 amino acids. The transcript is spliced from 2 exons. NCBI's taxonomy places the organism in Eukaryota, Fungi, Ascomycota, Dothideomycetes, Pleosporales, Didymellaceae. Gene Ontology annotation, biological process: mitotic chromosome condensation; mitotic cell cycle; meiotic chromosome condensation.
AUGCGGCUAAAGACAAACACAACGCGCCUUCCGUGCGGCGGCGGCCCGCAUCUGCUUGUUUGCUUUUCGUGCUCGCAAACAACACGCCCCCGACGACGCCGUGUGGCCGCGCAUUGUCGUUUCUUCUUUUGCUUCUUUCCUCCUGACGCGAUUCUGGGCACGAUGGAGGCGCGCGUCGAUUUCGACAUCAACGAGGCGAUCAAGCUGUUCGAUAGCGAUCCUGCAACGAUUCCAGCGCCCGAGGCACCCCGGGCCCUGCAAGAGUGCGAAGAUGACCCAGAAGCGCUGUCGUCGCUGGCGUUGAUCAACAGCGAGCUGAAUCCGGUGGUUGACGCCGUAGCGGAGAGUCCAGAUGCCAUCACUCGCAGCUCCGUCUUCGACACCCUCCAGUUCCUCCUCAAGUGUGUUCCAGCCCGCCCUGCCUGUGCAAGCAACAAAACAACGGCGCAUGAGUCUGACCUUACCGUCCAAUCUAGAAACUCGGCACAGAUACCUCCAGCCGCCCUCGGCAAGAUCCUCGACCUCAUCGUCUCCGCGCUUUCCACCCAAGCCGACAUCGUGCACGCCGACCUCGAAGCCGAAGACCAAGAUGCAAUCCCGCACCACAAGACCCUCCUAGAGAUGUACGCUUUUCUGUUCCGGUGGACCAUAUCCGCAGUCGAAACAAGAGCGCUCGAGAAGUCGGCAUCAGCGCCCGCAGCAAGAGGGCGGGGCAAGACGGGCAAGUCCAAGGCGGGCUCCAGCAAGGACGGCACAUGGGACGCAGCGGCACAGCUCGAGACGGCGCUCGAUAGGGUCAGCAAGGUCUUGAAGCUCAAGCUGGGCCGCAUAUUCGUCACAACGUCAGAGCGAGACACCUUCGUUGGCCUCUUCACCAAGCCCGUCUACCACAUCCUGGAGAACGAGGCAAGAGUGAAGAAUGCUGCCAUACGCAACCACUGCUUCCGCGUCCUCUGCAUUGCCGUCAAGCACCACGGCCACGCAUACACCGCGCAGACAUCGAUCAACCAAUGCCUCACCUACUUCGAACACCUGUCCGAGCCUAUGGCCGAGUUCCUGCACACCCUUGCCGACGCAUACGAUUACUCGCAACUGGCCGAGGACGUGCUCAAAGACAUCAGCACGAAAGAGUACAGCGCUACAGACCUGAAGGGCCCCAAAUCCGUGUCGACAUUCCUAAUCAAGAUCUCUGAGCUGCUGCCAAAUCUCAUCAUCAAGCAAGGAGCACUGCUCAACAACCUCCUCGACAGCGAAGCUUAUACUCUUCGAUGCGCCAUGAUCGAAGUUUGUGGCAACCUGAUCAACAUGCUCAGCAAGCUGAGCCAAGACGAUCGCAGCGAGGCCCACAAAAGAAACAUCGACAUCUUCUUCGACGUGCUGGAACAGAGAUUUCUGGAUAUCAACCCUUACUGUCGGUGCCGUGUGAUGCAGGUCUACGUUAAGCUUUGUGACCUCCCCCACAUGAGUUCGAAACAAGGACGCAAGCGCCGACAGAUGGCUGCAGAUUUCUCCGAACAGAGCCUCAGAGACAAAAGCAGCAACGUACGUCGAAAUGCCAUUAAGCUACUCUCAAAACUCGUCGAAACACAUCCCUUCUCGGCAAUGUACAACGGUCUGUUGUCAACGGAGAGCUGGGAGCAAGGACUUGAGGGAAUCGAUGCGAACAUCGCCGCACUGAAGCCUCCGGAAGAGUUGCAAGAGCGUGCGCCAGGCGAGGUCGACGAAUCGAUGCUACUUGACGCAACUCAAGCCGACGCUGGUACCGCGAAAGACCCGGCCGAGAUGAACGAGGAGGAGCAAGCUGCGUUAGUUGUCAAGUUGCAAAAGGACGCUGAGACCGUCCAGGAACUGGAAAAGUUCAACAAGGCACGCUCGUUUGUUCGGCAAGCACUGCGGUUCAUCGAGGUGAUCAACGAUGCGGCCGAGCAGGUGAUGCAGCUGCUUUCUUCCAAGAACAAGAGCGAAGUCAUCGAGGCCAUGGACUUCUUCACUACAAUCGAUGCGUACAAGAUUGCGAACGCGAGACUCGGCAUCAAAAGGAUGCUCCGGCUCAUCUGGACCAAAGGCAACAGCGACGAGGGCAAGGGCGUUCAAGCGCACCUCAUUGACUGCUACAAGGGCUUGUUUUUCAACGCGCCUCCAGGCUGUGAUACAAACCAAGCUGCCAACUACAUCACUCGUGGCAUGAUCAGUCUGACCUUCGACACGACACCGGCCGAACUCAUUUCUCUUGAGCAACUUCUCAGUACUAUGAUGAAGCAAGGCUUGGUUAACAGCCUAGUCAUUGAAAAGCUUUGGGCAAUUUACGGUUAUCAGAAGAAGGACAUAUCUAUGAGGCAGCGCCGAGGUGCCAUCAUCGUUCUGGGCAUGCUGGCACUUUCGUCACCAGACAUCAUUGUGCAAGAGAUGGAGACCUGUCUGCGCAUUGGCCUGGGAAAAUUUGGUCAUCGCGACUUCGGACUAGCUCGAUACACCUGCGUUGCUUUGCGCCGAAUCAGUGCACCUCCCGGCAAGCAACAGGCUGGUGAAGCUCAAGCUCCGGCCGUCAAACUUCCCAACGACCACGCCGUGUUGGUAAGGCUAGCCGCAAUGUGCGAACUGGAAUCUGACAGUAAGGAUUGGUUCGGAGUCGCCGAUCAAGCGAUCAGUGCAAUCUAUGUGCUUUCGAGACAUCCAGAUGUACUCUGUUCGGACAUUAUCAGACAGGUCGCCAAGCGUGUAUUUUCCCCGAAAGCACCUUCUCGCCCAACCUCUAGUUCCGGCCCGAAAGGAGAUGGCUCAGAUCCCAUAGAUGUAGAUGAGGAGAUGCCCGACGCACCUGCUCUUGACGCCCCACAGCCAAAGAAACAGAACUCGGCGUUGGCACUAUCGCAGCUCGUGUUCAUUGUUGGACACGUAGCCAUAAAGCAGAUUGUUCAUCUGGAAAUCUGCGAACUUGAGUUCAAGCGACGCAAGGCCGAAAAGGAGAAGGAUAAGAAGGCAGCACCUCGAAAGUCAUUAGCUCCCGAGCCAACGCCAUUGAAGAAGGGACGCAAGAGAGGUGCUGCCAAGGAUCCGACGCCUGCGCCGGAGGCGGAAGCCGAUGAUCUUGACCUCAUGGCGGGUACCAACGAGGAUGAUUUCACCGAUGCCAUCGCCCACGUCCGUGAAAGAGAGUUAUUGUUUGGCCCACAGUCCCUUCUGGCCAACUUUGGUCCCUUGGUAUCGGACAUCUGCGCCAACAACACCUCGUACAACCACCCAACGUUACAAGCUCAAGCUGCGCUAUGUCUAGGCAAGCUAAUGUGUGUCAGUCAGCAAUACUGCGAAGACAACCUCAAUCUUCUGCUCAAUAUCCUUGAGCGUAGCCAGGAUGCCGUCGUUCGUAGCAACUUGGUUAUUGCACUUGGUGAUAUGGCUGUCUGUUUCAACCACUUGGUCGAGCAAGAUACUGAGUUCCUGUACCGCCGUCUUAACGACAGCGAUCCGAGUGUCAAGCGAACAUGUCUCCAGACACUGACCUUCCUUAUCCUCGCGGGUCAGGUCAAGGUCAAGGGCCAGCUGGCCGAGAUGGCCAAGUGCAUUGAGGACAGUGACAAGAAGAUUACUGAGAUGGCGCGUCAAUUCUUCAGCGAGUUGUCUACGAAGGACAAUGCUAUCUACAAUCAGUUUGUCGACAUGUUCAGUACUCUCAGUGCUGAUACUGCGCUCGAUGAAGACGCAUUUAAGCGAAUCAUCAAGUAUCUUGCUGGGUACAUUGAGAAGGAGAAACAAGCCAAACAACUCUCCGCCAAACUUGCUUCUCGAUUGCCACGAGCUGAGAACGAGAGACAGUGGAGGGAUAUCGAGUACACGUUGGGCUUCCUCCAACACAAGGAUGAGGAAAUUCAGAAGAUGUUGUCCGAGGGCUUCAAGGUCGUUCAGGCGACGGCUUAG